CCCCCCCCCCCCCCGCUCCUCGCGCCGCCCUCCUUGCAUAUGCAAAUCCGCCGGAGCGAGGAUGCUGCCGCCCCUUCCUCCCCUGCGGGCUCGGGCUCCCGCACACUUGGGCUCCAGCCCGUGAGAUGCCCCAGUGCUGCUCGUCUCCCUGCAGCAGCAGCCGCCCCCGGAGCCCGGGCACCUUCCCCGCCUUCCCCCGCUCGGCGCCAGCCUGAGCCGCGCCGGGGGCAGCUGUCCCCUGCCCCGGCCCGCCCCGAGGGGAGCUUGGCGUGGGGCUGCCAUGGGCAAGGGGCUGGACGACGCGGCUGCCCGCUGCGGGCUGGGACUGGGAUACUUACUGCAAAUGCUCGUGCUACCUGCCCUCGCCAUCCUCAGCGCCAGCAGCACCGGCUCCGCCGCGCAAGAUGAUGACUUUUUCCAUGAACUUCCAGAAACCUUUCCAUCUGAUCCUCCAGAGCCCCUACCCCAUUUUCUUAUUGAACCUGAAGAAGCCUACAUUGUAAAGAACAAGCCUGUGAAUCUGUACUGCAAGGCCAGCCCUGCCACCCAGAUCUAUUUCAAGUGCAACAGUGAAUGGGUUCAUCAGAAGGACCAUGUGGUGGAUGAGAGAGUAGAUGAAACUUCUGGUUUGAUUGUUCGAGAAGUCAGCAUUGAGAUUUCCCGUCAGCAGGUGGAGGAACUCUUUGGACCUGAAGAUUACUGGUGCCAAUGUGUUGCUUGGAGCUCUGCGGGCACUACCAAAAGCCGAAAGGCCUAUGUUCGCAUUGCAUAUCUUCGGAAGACUUUUGAACAGGAACCCCUGGGGAAAGAAGUGUCUUUGGAACAGGAAGUCCUGCUCCAGUGCCGUCCACCCGAGGGCAUCCCAGUAGCUGAGGUGGAGUGGCUGAAAAAUGAAGAGGUGAUUGAUCCUGUUGAAGACCGGAAUUUUUACAUUACCAUUGAUCACAACCUAAUCAUCAAGCAGGCACGUCUUUCUGACACGGCCAAUUAUACCUGUGUAGCCAAAAAUAUUGUUGCCAAGAGGAAAAGCACUACUGCUACUGUCAUUGUCUAUGUCAAUGGUGGUUGGUCUAUAUGGACUGAGUGGUCAGUAUGUAACAGUCGCUGUGGGAGAGGUUAUCAAAAGCGCACAAGGACCUGCACCAAUCCUGCCCCACUCAAUGGUGGUGCCUUCUGUGAGGGCCAAAGUGUCCAGAAAAUAGCUUGCACCACUCUCUGUCCAGUGGAUGGCAGAUGGACAUCAUGGAGUAAGUGGUCUACCUGUGGGACAGAGUGUACACAUUGGCGCAGGAGAGAAUGCACAGCACCAGCACCGAAGAAUGGUGGAAAGGACUGUGAGGGUCUUGUCCUGCAAUCCAAGAACUGCACAGAUGGCCUCUGUAUGCAGAGUUUCAUUUAUCCUAUUUCAACUGAACAGAGAACCCAGAAUGAAUAUGGAUUUUCUUCUGCUCCUGACUCAGAUGAUGUAGCUCUCUAUGUAGGCAUUGUGAUAGCCGUCAUCGUGUGCCUGGCUAUUUCCGUGAUUGUGGCACUGUUUGUAUACCGGAAGAACCACCGUGACUUUGAGUCGGAUAUUAUAGAUUCCUCAGCAUUAAAUGGUGGAUUUCAGCCUGUUAAUAUCAAGGCUGCAAGGCAAGACCUCCUGGCAGUGCCACCAGACCUCACAUCUGCUGCAGCCAUGUACAGAGGUCCUGUCUAUGCUUUACAUGAUGUCUCUGAUAAAAUUCCCAUGACCAAUUCUCCAAUCCUUGAUCCACUGCCUAAUCUGAAGAUCAAGGUCUAUAAUACCUCAGGCGCAGUCACCCCACAGGAUGACCUGUCUGACUUCUCAUCCAAGCUGUCUCCACAAAUUUCUCAGUCUCUGCUGGAGAAUGAGACACUAAACAUGAAGAACCAGAGCCUUGCUCGACAAACAGACCCAUCAUGCACUGCUUUUGGGACCUUCAACUCCCUAGGGGGUCACCUGAUUGUUCCCAAUUCAGGAGUAAGUUUGCUGAUCCCUGCAGGAGCCGUUCCCCAGGGGAGAGUUUAUGAAAUGUAUGUGACAGUUCACAGGAAGGAGAACAUGAGGCCACCAGUGGAAGACAGUCAAACCCUUUUGACCCCAGUGGUGAGCUGUGGGCCCCCAGGAGCGCUGCUGACACGGCCUGUCAUUCUAACUAUGCACCAUUGCGCAGAGCCAAACACAGAGGACUGGAAGAUACAGCUGAAAAACCAAGCAGCUCAGUGCCAGUGGGAGGAUGUGGUGGUGGUUGGGGAAGAAAACUUCACUACCCCAUGCUAUAUUCAGCUGGACUCAGAAGCUUGCCAUAUCCUGACAGAAACACUCAAUACCUAUGCCUUGGUGGGACAGUCGAUCACGAAAGCAGCAGCAAAGCGGCUCAAACUGGCCAUCUUUGGGCCAGUGUCCUGCUCAUCACUGGAAUACAGCAUCCGAGUCUACUGCCUGGAUGACACUCAGGAUGCCCUUAAGGAAGUUCUACAGCUGGAGAGGCAGAUGGGAGGACAGUUACUGGAAGAACCAAAGGCUCUGCAUUUUAAGGGAAGCACCCACAACCUCCGUUUGUCUAUUCAUGAUAUCGCUCACUCUCUCUGGAAGAGCAAAUUGCUUGCUAAAUACCAGGAAAUUCCCUUUUACCAUAUCUGGAGUGGGUGUCAAAGAAACCUACACUGUACCUUUACUCUGGAAAGGUUCAGCCUGAGCACGGUGGAGCUUGUUUGUAAACUCUGUGUACGGCAGGUUGAAGGAGAAGGACAGAUCUUCCAGCUCAACUGUACGGUAUCAGAGGAGCCUACUGGCAUUGAUUAUCCUCUCAUGGAUUCAGCAAGUACCAUCACCACCAUAAUGGGACCCAGUGCUUUCAGUAUCCCUCUCCCAAUCAGGCAAAAGUUGUGUAGCAGCCUCGAUGCCCCUCAGACUAGGGGCCAUGACUGGAGGAUGCUGGCCCACAAGCUGAAAUUGGACAGGUACCUAAAUUAUUUUGCCACAAAAUCGAGUCCUACUGGUGUGAUUCUAGAUCUCUGGGAAGCCCAAAAUUUCCCUGAUGGCAACCUGAGCAUGCUGGCAUCAGUCCUCGAAGAAAUGGGAAGGCAUGAGACAGUUGUUUCUUUGGCAGCAGAAGGAAAUUACUGAUGCAGGAGUGGGAUGAACACGAAGGAAUGGAAACAGGGAGUGGUAUUGCCCUGUCACCUACAAAUAAGAAACAAAAUAAAAACCCACACCAAUGAGUUUCACAAGACAUAUUUCAAAGAAGAAAAAGCAGCCCUGACUCUCACAUAUGUUCUUCUUGUACAUUAUCACAGGAUUUAAAAAAAAAACCAUGCAAAAUUGUACCUUGAAAAUAUAAAUCAACCUAACGUUCCUCUCAGCUUGGCUGUACGCUGCUUGGUACAGGAUUUUACAGUUUCCUAGGAAACGCUUUUUAUUGCUAUCCAGAUAUAUGGAUAAACUUUCUUAACAGUCCCAGUUUCUAUGGACGUUGUUUACAUCAAAUACUGGACAGGGGUAAAGAGACUGUCCAUGGCUCUCUAUAUUUUUGUUUAAAGCCAUUCUAGACAAAGCUGUGGACAGUCAGUUGUGGCUAUCUCAGAUGAUCAAUUUUCAGUCAAUUUCCAGUCACAUUCAGACUUUGGCUACAAAUCCAUUCAUCAAGUAUCUCAAAAUAAUCCUCCCAUCAGCGUUCUGUUUCCUAGACCUAGUUGUAAAACCAGAAUUUUAAAUGCGUGCAUCUGGAGAGCAGAUAAUCUGGGUGCUAAGCAGGAACACACAUACCUCUCCCUGCUUUCCCCAGGGGAAUCCCUUGGGUCCUUUGUGGGAAAUAGAUGUAGGUUGGCAGGGAAGAAAGGGAUCCAUUUCCAAAUCACAGUAUAACCCCUACCCCAUUAAAGCGCAUGUGUGCGUGUGUUUGUGUGUGCGUGUGCAAGACAUGUAAUUUGGAGUGGUGGAAAAAUACAUGCAAAAAUAUUGCUAUGAUGCUUAAUUACUGAUUAGUAUCUAGUGCAAGGAUUAUUAUUAUUAUUAUUGCUAUUAUUAUUUUAAUUUAGAAUUUUGUCGGCAGCAGGAUGAAUCAUUCAAUUGCUGGCAGAACCUGUUUUCUCCGUUCUUGGGCUGCUGAGGUUCUCAUAAAACACUUCUCUUCCAAUGCCUUUCUCCUUCCCUUUUUCAGCUCUAGUACUCACUUUCUGAGCCCUCUGACAGCCAGUCAGAAAUGCUCACAUGAUGUCAGAUCCAAAGCUGAUAUCAGUUGGUGUAGCUUCUUUGAAGUCAGUGAUGAUUUACACCACCCAGGGGUUUAGCCCUAUAUGCACCAGUUAUAGUAAGGUAUAAGUUCUUGCAAUAAACCUGAAGGCUGUUGGCUUGGACAGUAAGUGGCCCACGAGCACUCUGAAUGCCGGCUCUGCCCCAUGUCAGUGCUGUGAGCGCACUCUCCCAACACAGUCCCCCUACUUUUCAAAAGCUUUUGUGCAGGAGUACAUAGGCACAGUUAGCUACUGCCUGGCUUGUGCAUUCAUGCAUGACAUUAGGCAGCAUACAUGUGCAAACCUGCUCUUUCAAAAGGCUCUUCAGAAAGUUAAGGCUUUAGGGUGUAAUUUAGUUAAGAGGUCUUGAACAUCUUCAUUGCCUGUUGACAUCACUUGAAACUGUGAGUGCCCAGCCCUGCUGAAACUCAGCCCCUACAUUUAAACCUGUACAAUAUUCAAGGACAAUAAUGGGAACAGAGAAGCCACUCCAUUUAUAUUUCUGGGCAAAAUUGUACCCUGAUCUGCAUGGUCACUAAGUGGGACACAGCAGUAUAACUAACUGUGUCAAACACUGCUAUGCUUUGUCCAGCCUAUAAAUACUCCUCUAGGUUUUCUUAGGCGUUCUUGCUGGAACUCAUUUCCCAUGUAGUUGAACAGACACACUUGUUUUCAGCCCAUGUCCCUCUUGGCCAUUUUGAUGCAUGCAAACAGCUGAUGUGGAGAACUUGGCAAGUGAAACUUGUUUUCCCAGUUGUUGUUUCUUUGCAGACUUGUUUUGCUUUGUUCUUAGUGUGAAGAGUGACUCCAUAAUACAAUACUGGGCAUAUCACUUCAGAAGCUGUUUCUAGCCUUUCCUGUCUUUUGCGUCUCAUGGCAGAAGAGCUUUCUCCCCCAUAUAAAGCCCCAGAGAUAAAUGCAAAUAUCUAUCUAUCUAUCUAUCUAUCUAUCUAUCUAUCUAUCUAUCUAUCUAUCUAUCUAUCUAUCUAUCUAUCUAUCUAUCUAUCUUCAAUUCACGUCUUUUUUUCUCCUGAAGUUUUCAAGUAUGUAUUUUUAAAAGAAACCUUGAAAUGUCUUGACCUUUCUCCCAUUUUGACAUUUCCAUAGGCUUUUUAUUCUCAUCUCAGUGACUGUUCUCAGCAGUGUAUUUAUUAAACAGAGAGUAGUGUUCACAAAACGUUCCCUGUGUAGAGAGAGGGCAGUCAGUCAGCCACAGACAAGCAGCCAAAUGAGUGUUCAGAUUAGAUCAAAAGGCACAGGUUCUUACUUUCAAAGAGUAACUAUGUUCAAGAUUCAGCUGUUCAUGUGAGUGCAGUCUUUGCCUAUCCUGCCUGUCCUUUUCAAACGCAGCUUUGUCUUAUGAGUGAUACAAAAUCCUUUGAAGCCAAUGGGAGUUUUUCCACUGAGUUAAGCAGGCUUUGGCUCAUGAUCUUAUGGCCUGUAGCCUUCUAAAUCUUUUUGCUUCAGUUUGUCCUCUUUACCCACUUUUCUGACACCUUCAUUCUUGCUUGUUUGGUGGCCUCUCUGCACAGCAGCAACAUUGUUACCAUUUUUUCUUACUCUGUUCUUCCUCCAGUUCUCACAGAAAUGUGUGCCAUAGCAGAGUUAACAGAGGAACAGCUUUUGGAUCCAAACAAGUACCUCUCUUUUAUGCUUCUCCACACUUCUUUCCCACUCCCCCUGCUUUAGUACUCUUCCAGAUCUGAUGAUUUUUUGUCUCUCAGAUCCUUGCCUUCCACUGCUAGGAUCCAUCCUUUUUGUAUAACCUCUAAAAUCAUUGGUAAACUCUACAGAGGGGUGUUUCCAUGGGGGAGAAUAUGUGCAGCCUUCUCAUAUAGGUCAUAAGCAGAAGCUUCUGCUAUUCAUAGGUUAUGCUGCAUUAUGCAUACUCUUGGUGCUGGUGUUCCCUUUACCAGCUGUCUCUUCUCAGUUGCUUGAGACCUCUUUCAACAAAGGGAAAGGGAAAGGAUUUUUGUAAGAGAUUCUGUUACUGGGUCAGAAUCAUCCAUCAACUGCUUCGCCAUCCAUCAGUAUGAAAAACUUAGCUCAAAGUUUGCUGGGUGCGGAGGGCGGGUAUCUCUCCAAAGAAGGUUGUCACUUGUUGGGAAAGGAGACAGUGCCCUAGGCAAGAACUACAGUUGUUUCUGUUCCAACCCAUUUGUCUGGGUAUUUAGCAAUUGGAGGAGACCUUAAAUAAUCCAGUUUGAGGAAGAUGGGCCUCUGUUUUACUGUCAAGCACUAGGGUUCACAUGAUUGUCAAGGUUAUGGUACUACCAUGCUUCUGGUUUUGGGCCACCCCAAAUGUUAUACAUGCCAUCAUGAAAAGGGGAAGGGAGCAACAGUAGAGAUCUAUGGGCAACAUUAGUAGUGGGUAAUCAGUCAUAGGGCAACUAGACCUCCUUAGAUAACUGGGGACUCAAAAGCCUCCAGGGUCUCACCCAGGCCAGCUUGUCUCUCACUUUAGUUUCCAACUCAGCUUCUGCCUAUAUUACUUUAAUUGUGCCCUUUUUUCUCUUUUUUAUCAAACAAGACAUAGUGGGAAAAUUUUUCCUCUCCGCACUCAAAAGACCUAAGUGGGUCUUCAAUGCCAGAACAUUGUGAUAACAGGUGCAGCUCAAAGACAUCUUUCCAAACCCUGCUUGGACUGCUCCAUGUUCCACAUGGGAUAUAUUGGAAAAUGGGAGAGGGGGAAAGGAGAGCAAGAAAUAGAAAUUUCUUUAUAAAAUUACUUGGUUAUGUGAAGCUAGAAACAGUUCUUUCCUUUCACUGCUUGUACACACUGCCAUCUUGUGGUAAAGUACAUGAACUUUAGUACUGAUACCACUAGGCCAGUUGAAGAAUAAUAAAGAUGAUCUUAAGUACUACUUGAUGGAAAUACUUUUUUAUGAGGUGGCUGUUUAGAAUGGCAAUGAAGUUUUACAGACAGCAUGACUCUCAAGAGUUGCCAUAAGACUUUCGUCAGGUAAUCAACUUGUUUAAAAAAAUGACUGCAGGCUUCUUAUCCUCCACUUCUUCACUUUUAUUACCUGCUUCAUAUUUUAGUUGCCCACCUCAGAAUUAUAUGUUAUUACUGCCCAUCACACCAUCUCCUCAUUACAUGUUGGUUGCUGGUGAUAUAAAUAAUAUAUAUAUUAUAUAUAAAUAUAUAUAAAAAUAUCUACAGACUACAAAGAAAAUCUUUAAUUUCUGAUUUAAGAUCACUAUUGGACAGAGUUUUUUAGCUUAACUUCAUUAAGUUGUUUUGUGUUGUUUGCCUUGUAAAGGUGACUGUCAGUGUAUUUGAUCAGUCCUUUUAUUAGUUUUACAUGCACAUGAGCUGUAUCAUACUGAACAGUAAGAGAGCUGAAGCUUAUUACAAAUGUUGGUAUGUCUGAAGUCAGCAAGGCCUCUUUAGACAGUAUUUGCCUUUGUAGGUGACAGGGAUUGACCAAGACUCUUCUUUCAUAUCACUGGCAGAGAUGUAAACACUCAUAGGCCAUGUAGCAGUUCAGGAUGCACACAGAGCAAAGAUAUAUUAACUUUGGUUUCUUGCUGUUUCUGUUGCUCACGCAUAAAAUGGAUGUACUUAUGCACUGUAAGCCUGUCAUCAUGGCCAGUGUCCUAGUGGGAUUCUUGUCUUGCUACCUGAAAUAGUUUAUUUUCUCUUUUUCCAGGUCCUUCAGGGCAUUAGAAUUCAUUCUAUGUUUUAGCCAAGUAGUGACUACAGCACUUAGGUUAAUUUUAUAUAAGAUAAUACUGUUGAGUCUGUUUGAUCCUAUGUUCAGGGCACUUUGUAAACUACCUUACUGAGAAUUUGGAAGUCUUUUCAGGUAUUUUUCUGAACAGUCAGCUGGCCCUGAAGUGACUAGUCACUCGCAGACUAGCCUAGUUCAUUUCAGACUCUUCGCGGGUGCAGGAGGCUUAUGAAUGGAAACUGAGCCAUUGGCCUUUCCCCUGCAAGGGACCACACACAAUAAGGUAUUCACUUCAGGGUCACCUCUGCAGCUAUUUCUAGUCUCUCCUUCAAACCUUAGUUUGUAAAACUUUGUAAGCCGCACUGCAACUUUUUAAACAUUGAACCACAUGACAUUCCCUUCAAAGUGGGGCUUUCACAUGAACACUAGCUUGAAAAGGGGCUUGGAGGUAAUUAAAGGAAAGCUACUGUUGGAGACCUUUAGCUAUUGCUGACAGAGUUGCAGUAGGUUAAGUGAUUCCUCCCUCCAUCCUUACAGCCUAGCUGCUGCUGUGAAGAUGAUGGCCAGUAUUCAGGGCUGUACCAUCAAUGUAAACUCAGGUGGGCAAAACUGUGGAAGCAGGGGAAACAGCAAUAUUGAUAAUUAACCAGCAAGGAAAUGUGUGAGCUUCUACCAAACCCACAGAACUGAAUACUCUGUCUGGUAGUUUGUACUCCUCUCUGGAAACAAACUAAUUUACCUAUUGUAUAACCUCAGUAGGGGGCAAAAAGUUUUCAUGUGAAAGUCCUUCUUUAAGCUAUGCCUGUACAAAAGUAUAGAUAUCCCAGAGAUUUCACUCACCUCUACCGCUGAAAGGUUAUUUAGCAUUUUCUAUAAUGUUGGUGAAAUUAUAUAUUAGUGGUUUAGCUCAGCUGCUCUUUACAGAGAAGUUAAUUGUUAUGUGUGUAUUGUACUAUGGACUUGGCCUUCUCAUUGAAGGAUGUUCUAUAGUUGUCAUCUAGUUAACUUCUUGGUUUCUUUUAAGAAGCAGGAAGCUACAUUUAACAUCACAGGGACAUCAUUCAAAGCAAGACAAAAAGCCUGGAUAGAUUCAUUCUAAGCUAUGGUUGCCAUGCUGUGGUAGAAUUAAAGGUCAUAGCUGAGAGAAGCCUGCAAUUGUAUGCUGGAGUUGUGUAGUAUCCUUGUGACUAUUUCUACAAAUCUAUGGUAAACCUCGGAUAUUGAAAGGAAUAAUAACAAAUAAAAAAAACCCACAACCACCCUAUGAAGUAUACAUAAAGAGAAAAUGUGAGCUACAAUACAUACCCUCUUUCAUUUUCUACAGCCUUAGUAAAUCAUCCCUUCCAACAAUAAAUUCCAUAUCAUGCUUCAACUACUAACUGCCUCAAAGCAGGGCACAUAACACAAUUAGUAUCAGGACUAAUUAUUCUCCUUGGGAUAUAAUUCAUAUGUUGAACACAUAUGUACAACUUAAUUUACUGAUACACACACCUUCCAUUUAAUACAGAACAGUUAUAAUGUCAAGAUCACACUUUCAAUACCUUUCUAAAGCAGGGAGAGGCUUCUAACAGAGGAAAUGCUCACGCAACCCAGGCUUAGAAGGUGUAUCACAAUUACUGUUUAUGUGUCCCAGCUCCACUACAGAAGUGUUACUUGGGGUUUCUUUCUUUUUAAAUUUCUUCUGCUGUUCAGAAAUGGAGAAAUAUUUUUCUUCAGUUUUAAUUUUCCUAUCGCUGUAUCUUCUAUGCAAUUCCUUUUCUAAAAACUUACUAACAGAGAAGUGCUAGCCAUUGCAUUAUUUGUAUUGCUGUACAGUGGAGGUGUGGUUUACUAGUUGAGUGUGCCUCUUAUUCCCUCUCCCUUUUUUCUCCUUCCCUCUGUUUGUAAAUGCCUGCAUUUAUUCUGUCAGCCUGACAUGUACAAAGUGUAAGAAAGAAUUUUUAAACAGGUAAUAAAUUAUAUUUAUAAGCAACUAGAAAAAAACA
This is a messenger RNA of Alligator mississippiensis (American alligator), 9898 nucleotides long. RefSeq names its product unc-5 netrin receptor C (gene UNC5C). Lineage: Eukaryota; Metazoa; Chordata; Crocodylia; Alligatoridae. Gene Ontology annotation, biological process: netrin-activated signaling pathway. Gene Ontology annotation, cellular component: membrane. The transcript is spliced from 17 exons. The coding region runs from base 281 to 3133 and encodes 950 amino acids. The record is from RefSeq and is a predicted model, not a curated record. Gene Ontology annotation, molecular function: protein binding; netrin receptor activity.